GAAAGUCAUAACCGGAAACCGCUGUCUUAAUCUGUGUGGCUUCGUAGAAACCUUCUUCUGAACGAGUCAAACCAACCCGGAACUUUUAACUCAACUAAAACAUUCGUCCAAACUUUUUGCAAGGACUUUCCUUUUGUUUUCGUACAGCUCAGAUGUUUUUUGUCAGGAAAAGGUAGUUUUACGGAUUGGGAUAAUCUUUGUUCAGGGAGAAAAAAGGACAUUUGCAAAUGUUUCUCGGUCCGACUGCGGCGGUUCCUGCAGGACAGUAACCCUCGACUUGUCUUCAUAAACCAGGUAGGACUCAGAAAAAAGCACUGCAGCUGACUCUCACACUUCUCUCACAGCUCUGUCCUGCUGAUUUGCACUGAUCUUUGACAACAAAUACGCCACUUUUAAAUAGAUAUUAUCAGUUCAGACAAUGUUUGAUCAUCAUACUUCUUAAUAUAGCAAGUUUAACCUAAGUUUACGGUAUGUACUUCAUUAGAAACUUAAUAAUAAGGGUUAUAUGUCUCCUAAAGGGAGACACUGCGGUUGGUAUUUCACAGAAUAUGAACCCGGAGGUGUAAAAUAAAGAUAUGAUUAUGAAAAUGUGUAGAAUUAUGUCUUAAACUACCACACAGGACUUUGUUGAACUGUUGGAACCAGCAGCAACUCAGAGUUGUACUCAUCUAUGCAUAGUAUCUGCUUAUCAUUAUAAUAAAGAGACAUAUUAUUAGGGUGGGAUGGAGGUUUUUUAAUUAAAUAAAUCAAAAAACAAAGGCGGGAUUUUCCCUCAUCCAACAGUGUUAAGAUUAUGUAUUAAAGAUGCAUUAAGUGUGCGUGUGUGUGUGUGUGUGUGUGUGUGUGUGUGUGUGUGUGUGUGUGUGUGUGUGUGUGUGUGUGUGUGUGUGUGUGUGUGUGGGACCCUGUCAGGUUAGGAAUGUCAGGCAGCUGAGAGCUUCCCCCCCUACACUCACACUCACACACUUGCAAAGAGAGGUGGGGGUCUGUAGGUCCAGGGGGUCUGAGACUCACUGAGAGUCUGCAGGCCAACAAAAGGUCUGGGCGUGCUGCUGGUUUGAAGCUUAAUGAAGCAAAGUGCUCAGAGGAGCACAGAGACACUGACAGCUGCUGAACACGGGGAACACUCUAAUCUGUUUUUUCUUGUCUGUGUCCACUUUGUCGGGUGUGAUUUGUAGUUUUCUGUGGAAGAAGUUAUUCUGUCCUGAAGGGGAAAUAAGCGUUUGCACCACAGUAUGACCGCAUUAUGUUUUAUGUACACACAUUUCCCUGUGCCAUGACUUGACUUCCCAAUAUUAUAAUGACACACCAGUCUGUUAAGAGUAGUCCUCUUUGAUAAUUACAUCUAUGAUUGUCUUUUAGAUUAAUUAUAUCACAUGUAACCAGGCCUGAACAGGGUACAUAAAUGUUUUACUCACAUAAAAGUACUUUUACUUUGAUGAAAAUUGACUUCAAGCAACUGUGACAAGUUUUUAGCUGAUCAUUAAUCAGGUUGAUAUUAAAGGGAUAUUCCUGCGUAAAAUUAACUGCUGCGGGGUGACGCAGCUCAAGGAAGAACAUUUAUAUUCAUUUCUUCAUGGAAAUGCAAUCAGACCGAGACACUAAGGCAGAAGAACUACUGCGUCUGCAGUGCAAAAUGAUUAACAUGGUGAGUAUUACUUCAAGGAAAUGAUAAAGAAAUUAUCAUAAAUGUUCUUCCUUGAGUCUGUAAUGGACUGGCCUGAGGUCUCGCUACAAACAAGCGGCUGCUGGAGGAGAGUGGGUGAGGUGUGUUUAGUCUCUUUGCUGAAGAAAUUAGGCAAAGCUAAAAAGAUGUUUGGUGGUUAGUGCUGUGGUUAGGACGCUAUAUGUUCUGUUGAUGAAGUUAGGUGCUGUUCUGAGCAUUAUUUGUGGCUAUAGAGUGGCGUUUUUGGUUAAGGUUUGUUUAUGGCUCCUCAGACCGAGAAGCAAGCGGUUGGCGACAUUCAUCUCUCGAAGGGGUGUCUACCUCGGUGUUACGGUGUGUUUGACCCUAAAUUAAUUUUACGCCGGAAUAUCCCUUUAAGAGUGAUGUCUCACUCUGAACCAAAAAAGCAAACAAAACCUCCUGAAACAAGACUGACAAUUCCUGGAUUGUGGAUUUAAUGUCCGUGACAGCUGUGAGGUGGUAGGUGUCAGACCAGAGGACUGACAGUGUCACCUGCUGCUGCAAAAAACUGAUACCAAUACUGAUUAUUAGUCAUGAGACCCAUUAACAGAUAUGCAUUGACAGUGACUAUGAAAAAUUGCAUCAUUACAAACUGGAACUCAAAUCUGAACAAAUGCUGUUAGAAAAUAUCAGUGGUGUGACAUCUAGCCAAUCAGACAGUGUUGUGGGUGUCGUUAUCAUGUGGACAUCUUCUGAGACAAAGUGGUGAAAGGAAACAGACCAAGAAAGAGAGAAAGACCAGCAACAGUACCAGAGUAACACACUUCUUUCAUUUAUGUCCUGUAUCAGCUAUCUGUUCAAUAAAAGGCCAAUUCACAUUAUCAGCCAAAUGAACAAGCACCGGCCUGAUAGUUGACCAGGUUAACUGGUGUAGCCCUAAUUUUUGGGUGCAGUGACAAACUGUGUUCACAGAAAAUGAUUUUUGAAAGCGAUUUUGAGCCCAUGUAGUGAUUUCCACCUCAGAGUCAUGUUGGUUUUUACUGCAGUAUCAUAGGGGUUACAGUGCAGCCAUCUAGGAGUGGUUCUGGGUCUUAACAGAUUUAUCCUAACCCUUAUCUUUGAGUCAUGAUGUACUGACGAAGACUUAUUCGUAGAUUUUGGUAAUUUCUUGCUGAGGAACAUUACUGUGAAAUUGUUGAACUAUUUGCUGACUCAGUCUUUCACAGAAAAGGGAAUCUCUUCCCAUCUGAAACCCUGACAGACUCAGCCUUUCAUUUUUCUACCCAGACAUGUUGAUAAUUCAUGCUCAUUAACUUAGUUAGGUGGGAGACGUGUCUUCAGGUGUGUCUUCAGCAUGACAGUUUUCAAAUUCGCCAUCUGAUGUGUUAUACUUGUUUUAUUUUUAAAUAGAUAUAGGCAUUUCACACAGUAUCUGAUGUCUUGGUUGAGGGGUUGUAUUAAAUGCAACGAUAACAGUGAGUUUAGUGCUCCAGCACCUUCACUUGAACUUCUGUAUAAGAGCAGACUGACAUGUGGAGGUGCAGGUUUUGCGUCCAUGUUUGUUAGUGAGGGGAUGUCACAGACAGGCACAGGCAGGCACACACUUAGGUGGUUAACCUCCAUAAAGAGUGAGCUGAACACCUCCCCUCUCUACUCUGCUGAGUUAAGAAGGAAACACUGAGCAGUGCAGAGGUUUUGACUGAUCAGCAUUUUCUUACACAGACUCUUGAGCUGAAAUGUACACCCCCCACACCUUAGACAGUAUCUUAAAAUAUCUGUGAAGAAUGAACGUCAUGAAAAUGUUUCAGAGAAUUCCCCCCCGCAUAGAAAAGCCACGCCUUUGUCCUCUCAUUUGUUUGUAUUUCAACAGUUCCUCACAGCUUCCAGUAAUAUGAUUAGGUUUAGUGAGUGAUAUCUGACUGUCUUUGUCUUGGUGCAGUGAAGAGAAAACCUCAGCGCCUCUACCUGAGGUCUGAAGCAUGUACGGACAGGUCAGGAUGAAUGUAAACUAAUAGUGCUCUGUCAGCAGUAUGAACGGGUUAACCCCGAGUGCUGCAACUUUUUACUUUCUGCUCUGAUUUUGCUACUUUACUAACAAAAUCUGCUGAAAUGUCCUUUUGAAGGAGUUUCACAGGCUACAACUUUCUACCCCUGCUGUCAAAUCUCACUCCCUUUAAACAUUAACAUUAUACAUUGCAUUAGUUUGAAAUACAUUCACUUACUACAGUUUUGACAAUUUAACAUGUUAUAAAUGUUACUUUAAAGAUAAACAGAAGUCAAUGUAGUUUUUACUCUUAGAUUCCCAUUGGAGCCAAUGGUGGAAUCAGUAGUGGCCCCACGAUACGAUAUUAUCACGAUACUUGGGCCACGAUACAAUAUUAUUGUGAUUCUUAACAUUUUGCAAUACAGUGAGAAUUGCGAUACGAAAUAUUGCGAUUUAUACAGUUGUUUUCAACUGUUUAGCUGAUUUAGCAUUUAUCUGUCCCUUAUGUUUGUCUUGUUUACACUGUAUUUUAUUUUCAUGUUGCACAUCUUGCGAACCUUUUGUAUAUUUUUUGUACUAACUUUCUUCUGCUCUAUGAUGUCUCCUCUGCCAACCUCAAUGGACAAACAGUUGAUUUUUUUAUUUUAUUAUCAUAGAUUUGACUUCAUAUUAAAAACAAAUUUGAAAAAUUGAUACUUGGUAACGAUACUAUAUAUCACUAGACAACAUAUCGCAAUACUACGCUGUUUUGAUUUUUUCUCCCACCCCUAGAUAAUGUAUUCAUCCUUAAAAUCUUAUCAUUCUUUGAACAUAGUUAUCAGAAAAUACUUAAUCCUUAAACUACAGUAGAAAUGCAUUCAUGAUAUUUCAGGGUGUGUAAUAAAUGCUAAUGCCUGUUCCACUGAUACAGAUAGUUUGACACAGAUAGUGACAGCAUGGUGUUUGUACUGUCAAGGCAGAGCAGUAUUUGGCUGUGGCAGAUAUUUGGUUAGUUAUCUAUAUUGGCUUUUUGUGUCAUAGAUGGCAGAUAAAAUCAAUUCACGAAAAAGCGUGCUAGAUCCACUCUCCUAUUUUCACACUGGGCGUGUUUUCUUGCACCACUUUGUCUCACCUAAUGUCCCACCCACAACACUGUCUGACAGGCUAGAUGUCACACAACCACAGAGAUAUGUGCAGUUUAAGUGUGGCUGGUUUGUGGUAAACUCCUGUGUGUGAGGUUGAAUGUUUCAGUGCUAAAGGCGUAUAAGCAGAGUUGUGUGUCGGAGUUUGUGAUAAUCCAAAUGUUUGAAUAUCAGUCCCAAAUAUCAGCUGUUAGUCUCAUAAAAUACUAAAUAUUGGUAUCAGUUCCUGGAAACCCAGUAUCAGUCUACCCCGGUUGCAAGGGUAUGUUGAAUGUCAUUGAGUGGGAUUAUCCGCUCAUCUGGGUCCAGGGUUCCUCUGGGUCCAGGAUUCAGGGUUUAAGUGGUGACCAAUCUACUCUUCAGUUUGAAACAUGAGGUCAACAUUUUUGGUUAUCCUGGAGUAUUGUAUGGACAGUGUUUGUCAUUGUUAUGGGUGUUGCUGUGCUUGUAAACAUGCAGAAAGCAACACAUUUGUCUGUUCCCAUGUUGAGAGAGUUUUAAAAACUUUUGAAAAAGUGUGAUUAAUUAUGGUAAACCAUGGAUAAUCAUGCAGUUAAUUACACUUUAAAAAAUUAAGUGAUUGACAGGCCUGGUACAAUCUCAGCAUUCAAACAUUCAGCCACCUGCCUCAGAGAAAAAACAUUUUUAUAGUUUCACUAUGAACGCACACUAUAAUAAAGUGUUCAAAGUAGACUGAAUGCAAACAAGGGAAUAAUUUGGUUAAAGCCGACAGAGUCAUGGACUCAAGCUCCUGAUUACUGGAUUGGAGCUCAGACUGAUACUCAGCUUACAGCCAACAGACGCUCUUUGUUGUUGCAAAGACAUGACGUGCCAUUAGCUAGAGUUUGUACUUGAAUUUGCUGACUCAUUAGCUGCCCCAGAACAAACCCACAUUCCCCCAAAUCUCUUUAAGAUCAAAUCUGCACACACUGGUGGAUUUGUGUAGGAGGGAAGUUGAAAUGUGGGACAAUGACUCUAUUACAAAACUCUGGGGAUUCCUUUCUGUGCGGUGCAUUAAUAUGAUGUCGAGCAAACUUGAUGUGAUUGUUUGCAUGCUCUUGUGAAAAUCAGCGUCCUCCACUGCAGAAAAUUGGAUCCUCCCUCUGUUUGGUUUUGAUCAGGAAAGACGCUGCCUCAGGGCGAGUGAGGUGAGAAGACAUUGAGGGCGUGUGGUUGCUGUGACCAGAGUAUUGCUUUGAAACCUGCCAUAAACUCAGAGAGAACUCUUUUAUAGACUGUAGUGAUGGUAUGUCAGCUAUCUAAGAGUUAUUACUCACUGUGAACACAAGCAGACACAAGCUCUGCUCUAUUUCCUCCACCGUGAGCUCAUGAAUGUACAGAAGAAUUCAGAUCCAGCUGUAUUGUUUCCAUGUGCUGACAGCGAGGAGGAGACGGAGGGGGACUGGAGGGGAGGGGGAGGGUCGGGAGCACAAGAACUUCUUCUGUAUCCUCUGGGAAUGCUGUCUGAAGGCCGAGGAGGAAGUGUGUAUGAUGUGUGCGUCUGUGUUUAAGUUUUUGCGUGAGUUUGCGAGCCGAAAGUGGUGAAAAAGGAGUGAGAGUUGUGUAGUUAGUAAUUAACUCCCUCAGCUUUCCUCAGAGCUCUAUGAACUCACAGUGAAAGAGGAACUCUGCUGUGAAGCUGAAACAACGGCCGUGAGUCAUUUAUGAGUCAUUUACAACGUUUGAGCCGGUCUGAUCAGCUCACAGAUUCACUGCUUCUCUCUGAACGGUUUAGCUUUCACUUUAUUACUCUCUACACUCAUUGAACUGGAAUUCAAUUUGACAGAAGCACAGCAGCUCAUGAGAAGAAUCAGUGUGGUUAGAAAUGAGCGCACACAGUGAUUGAUGAAAUGACCCACAUUUGAGGCGUAACAACGCAUCGACUCAUGUUCUCUUCACCCUAGGGUGAAGUCACCGUGAGAGGUUUCGCCUUUUUUGUGAGUCCAGGUUAAAGGUCAAAGUAUUUCCAUGACGAAAAAGGUGAAGUUAAUGUGAUGACAUGUGAUUUGUUUUGACUGUUUUAUGUUUUAUUUUGAACAGGUAGAGAGUGGUGGAGUCAAGAGGGGCCAAAAUGCCUCAGCAGAAGGACAUAGUGAAGAUAGCCAUCCAGAUGCCAGGGGCUUACCCUCAGCUUAUACAGCUGGACCAGGUGAUACUCACACACGCACUGAUACACAAAAACAGUCUUAAAUAUCUUAAUGAGUUAUCAACAAGCAUAGAGAGGAAGAAGAAGGGAGGGACGGUAGGUCAAAGAAUCACAGUAGGAUGACUGUAUAAGUGGGCUGGCCACGUGAUUGAAGUUGCGAUGAAGGCGUAGUCCUGCUAUGGUACCUAUUUUAAUGCAUUGACUUCAUUUAUUGAACCCUCUGUUAAAAACUAAGUGCAAAGUAGGGCUGUCAUGACGUCACAUUUUCACCUCUUGGUUAUAAAAAUUCACAACAAAGAUAUGAGCUUAAUAUUCAUGCACUGUAAACCCGAACAAGUUCAGAAAACUGAAAAUUUUUAUCGUAACCGAUUACGUAAGAGCUUGUAAGUCAUGCCGAUAAAUUUUUUGAGUAAGGCUAUACUUAAAAAAAUUGUGUUCAGUUAACUUAGUCUUUAUUCUAAGUUUAAUCUAUUUUUUUUAUUUCCCUUAACUUAAUAUUCAUGUCUUCUUCAUACUUAAAUGAUUUGAUCGAAUGAUACUUAUAAAAACUAAAUUACAUGGACUUGAAAAAUGAACUGUACACAAUGUAUUAUAUUAACAGUAUCUACUCAAAAAUUUACACCUUAACAAACUCAAAAUAUUUACCACUUGCCAACUUAAAAUGUACAAGAUGCCUUUUUUUCAGUUUGUAAUGUUGAAAACCAAAGUUUGAAAAAAAAAAAGAAAAAAGCAACACAAUCAGUUUAUUUAAGAAGAGGCAAGUGACAGGACGCUUCUUAGACAUUACUAAUGAACACAGUUGACUAACUCACAUGUCAGCAUCCAUUUCUGAUGAUGCUCAGUGUUAUGUUUAUCCAGUGCUUUGACAGAUACUUCCAUGGUGAGGAGAUUGUUGUUUUUGAUGCUUUUAUCUUGAUGUUUUUACAGCCAUGUGUGCCGUUUACUAAAUUUUCUGUACUGGGGAAGCAUGCUUUGAAAAAAAGAAAAAUAAACACCACUUCCUGUAACUUGUAAGAUGUAGAACAGAAUGAAUGAAUGUAGAUGCAUUUAUCAAAACAGUUGAAAAGUGUAUUAAAUCUUUAUUUGUAAGCAUCACAGAAAAGCCUUGUUAAAAUAAGGGUUAUGCUAAAACUAGAAUAACUGUGUGAUUGUGAUUAUCAUGAUUCCCAUUGCAGUUUGGGAUAUAAUACGUUAAGUGAAUGUGCUUGCUGAAUUAUCAAGGAAGAUGCCGUGAUUACUGAUAGUUUUUAAUGGCAUUUUUCUGAUUUAAAAACUGAAUGUGAAAAUACAAAAAAAAGCUUGUACAGUACCGUUUUGAAAAUAAAGAAAUAAAGAAAUAAAACAAGGUUUCACUCACAGCCCUCAUCAUCAUCAUCAUUCUCUAGUUCAGUUCUCAGACUUAUGCUGUUGCUGGUGUCUGUUCUGUCUCACUGAAUCUGUUCUGAGCCAUCAUGGGAAACUCUUGUCCUCAGCUGGGGGUCCUGAUGCAGCACUUCCUUCUAGGCUGCUUUAGGUGCUGAUCUCGGUAAACCCAGAGACCACAGUAGUGACCAAAACCCUGACUCAGAGAGGGUUGUGUAGUUUGGGAACUCCCUCAGGCUGGCCUGACAAAAAAAGCGACCCAUCAAGAGGGCCGCACCACACAACCCACAGUUUAAGCCAAACACAGCACAACACCUGAAUGAGCCUGAGAGACAAAACUCAGGGGGACAUGAUAAGGAUUAUCAACCUUGUUAUGAAACAGACUGAAAUGAAUACAGACGCCUCUUUCCAAGAGCAGACCUGACAAACAGAGAAGAUUCAUUACUUAUGAAAUUUCAAAUGCCUGAAACUGCUGCCAUGGGGUCAGUGUCAGAUGAGGUGAUUUACGGCACCUGAGGGGACCAUCUUAGGCCCUGAGAAAUAUCAGCAAACCGAUCAGAUCUAAUGUUCUUUGCAAGCAAAAUUCAGGAGUUAAAGUUUCAACUGCACUUCAGGCAUUAAAGCUGAAAUUUCAAUCACACGUAUUUCAGCUGUUCAGGAGAUCUGAGCCACCAGAAGAGAUCUAACAAAUACUUGCAUAGCUUAGACUAAAAUCAACACUAGACUUAGUUAACAAGUUUUAUAUAUUUUAUUUCUUUAGGCCUGAAAUGACAGGUGUAUUCUGCACAACCACUUGCCACUCACCAGAGCUGUGGCUCCAGGUGAUGAAGACUUCAAUCUGGUUGUAAACCAGCAAAUGCAUUUUGAGGCAUGGUUGGGUUUGCAGUAUUUAGAUCAGAAAAUGGGUAUGAACUUGUAUGAAGGCUGUGUUGGAGCCAUGUACAACAAACACAAACAUCUUGAUGUUGUUGCGCAGGUAGGACUGAAGGCUGUGCUGAUGUUACCCACUGACUCUGUGAUCUCAAAAAAUAAUCUAAUAAAUAAAGUACAGAAAACACCUUCAGCAAUCAAACAAUGAGAAUAAUUAACAACAAACUGAGAAAUUGAAUAAUGUGUUUUCUUUUAUUGUUGUCUCAUCUGAUAAUUGUAGACCCAAACAGCUUAUCUGAUACUGUGGGGUAGAAGUGCAGGUAUACAUGGCCUGUUAAAAAAACAGUGAUGCAGUGUAAAAAUCCUCAGUAAAGCACACUCUUGAGUUAAAAUGUAGAACUCUGUUUAAUGGUUACAGUUCGUUUUUCAUGUGACCCAUCUGCAUGUAGGAACCCUCAUCAUUGUUUUGAAAUAGGAGCUGCAAAAAACUUGAAUUAUCCCUUUAAAUUCGAAAAAGAGUGUCCAGUCUCGAAUCAAAUUAUUUGUAUUUUAGAUCUUAACCAAUCCAGGCUACCAGUCUCACUCGAACACCUCUGAUUGGCUGACCUUAUUGGCUGCCACUAAUAACAGAGCAGCCGCUGGGUGUACCGCAGAACCCAAGGACAUUUUGAUUGGUUGACCACUAAUGAGCAGGAUGGCGGAGAGUCAGACGUGGAAGUAGUCUGGCUUUUAUUUAGGUACAAAGCGAGAUCUGGGCACUGAGGGGAACAUUGUUCAGAAAGUGUUUGGGGAGCUCUAGGAUUUCCUCCUCUCAGCCAACGAGGUUUGCAGCCAGACAGAAUAGCUGUGGUAGCAUAAUCCCAUAACAGCCAGUCAUUACUGAAGCAUGUGUCCAGCUCCAUGACUGAGAGAACAGUCUGACGGUAGAGUCUGCUAAAUCCUGUUUUUACGGCCCACAUGCAUGCAGCAGGUGUGUUUUCCACUGUAACUAAUGACUCAUUUGGUGCUGUUUUGUUGUGUGUCUCUGUGCAGAAAAAGCCCUUGUCUGCUGUGAUAAAGGAGGUCUGUGAUGGGUGAGUCAAUGAUAAUAAAUCCAAUUAGUUUGGUGACUAGAUUUUGUCUGUCUGAAUUUUCUGUUUGUUGAAUGAAACUUCAUUUAAAGCCUAAACCUGAUGUGUGAGUUUUUGUGCAUUUACAGCUGGAAUCUACCGGGUCCUGACAACUUCGCUCUGCAGUACGCUGAUGGAGUUCAGACGUAUAUCACUGAAUCGGUGAGUCACAUUUUUGCACAGAUUCAUGUAAACACCAAUUAUUCUUCACAUAAUGAGGAAAUCACACCUAAUAUAUGUCGAGACACUGAGCAACAGACCUGAGUCAGCCUUCUGUAUGUUUUUGUGCUUAAAAUGAGAUUGUUGAAACUCAAACUUAGCAUGAAUCAGCACUUUGUAAUCCCCCCUGCCCCAAAAGCUCUUGAAAUUACCUGACUGAAGAUGAAGUCAGUGCCCCACACUGGAAUUUAAAGUGUAGGAGUGACUGAAAAAACAAAGGACAGAGUGCGGGAAGGAAAAGGAGAAGAGCAGCUGGAGCUACACUCAGCUCCUCAGUGUCAGGUGACCUUUUCAAAGGUUCCCACUGACAGCCCUCCCCCCCUUUUCCAGCUGAAGUCAGGGCUGCAGAAGACAUUACAUUUUCAUUUUUCAGAGUUAGACAGACGGAGGAGAAAAGCUCUUUGUUUAUGUUCGUAAAUAACUGCAGGCAGACUCUGAAAGCAUGCUGCUGUUUACAGAGAGUGAACUUUGACUGUCAGGAAUCCUACUCACGAUACAAAGACUCUCACUUUCAGACUAGAGGUAAAUGAGUUUAUAGAGAAACGCGCAUAUUUUAGUUCAGAGAAAGCUCCAAGAUGAGUCUGAUAAGUGCUUGGCUUUAUUGCUGACAGCGUUGUAAGUGAUUAUUUCCUGCUGUCAGAAGUGGUCUGAUCUCAGGAAAAUGCAUAAACCACAGAGAAAGAAACCUAUUCAGUCUUAAAAUUGUGACUCAGUUAUUUAAUGUUUUAUUUUUCAGAACCUAAUAUUAAAAGACACUGAAUCAAACUGUGUGGUUUGAUGGGGGUGGAUCAGGAUACCUUUCUGCUCUUCACCUGUAUCUUACAAUGACUUGUUCAUCUCAUGCCAUUCUUAUUCAAAAACCUCUGGUACAUCAAGCUAACUCUCACCCAGUCAGGCCCUCCACUUUGCUGUGAAGAAGCCUCGCUUGCCUUACUGUGGCCCCUACCUCUUUUCGCCUUUGUGGCCCAACAUCUGUGGUAAACUCAAUUUUCCCUAGAAGUGGCAUGUUGGGAAGAAACCCCUACUCUCUUUUCUCCCCUGGGUCUUAGUGUUUUCUUUUUGAAAAUGCUCCUCCGCUUCUUGCUCUGAAGUUUUGAUUCACCCCCUUUUUUGUGGCUAAACAAUCCUCUAAAGGGGUUCCCUGUGAAAGGCUGUUCCUUCUUUCUGUUCCUACAGAGAUGGUCUGUCCUGUUUGAAGUACUGUUUGGCUCUUCUUGCCUUUUUUACUGUGUUUAACCUUCCUCUUUCUUUACUCAUAAAUCAGUUUAGCCCUUUUGUCGUUUAUUUUUACAGUUUUAUUCUACAGUAGUGUCGACAGUUUUUUCCCAUGCGAUCUUAUUUAAGCGUUGACAGACAGAAGUAAAAAGAGAAACUUUGUCAGGGUCAGUCGUGCAAAAACAAUCAAGUGAAUCGCCUUCAUAUCUUUUUAUUUUGGUUUGAGCCUUUUUUUGGGACAGAGAGCACAGAAAAGUCUUGCAACCACAAUGAAAACGGCACAGGACACAGAAUCAGCUAUCAAUAACACAGAAUCUCCUUAUCAGUGAAAGCAAUGCUUGUCCUGCUACUGCACAAAUUACACAUUUGUAGAUCUACAAUUACACUUCCUCAUUUCUCAUACAUUACAUUUAUACAGACAAAUAUUUUAAGUUACACUUGUGCAUUAUAUGUGUGGAUAAAGAACAUGAUUAGGAAUUUGCACACGGUCUGUUUUGCCCUUUGCUUUAACAACUGAUCUGACAUCUUUGACAUCUAUGUCUUAGUGUUGUAGUAGGAAAUUCCCUCAGCCAGAAUCUUGUAGCCCUCAUCCUUUUUCGUCUCACUUGUCUCUGAUAAAUAACUUGAAGCUGGAGUUUAGGUUUAUCAGAGGACAGUUAACUACAACAUCUCUUUAUUGUGCAUAUUUGCAUUGUUGUUGAGGGUUCGGGUAAAGGCAGUUUGGAGCUUGAUAUCUUUCUUCAACUUACUCAUAAGGAAGUUCUGGUGAAAAGUUUGACUUUACAUCUUUUUUUUUAAAUGAUUCGAUUAGUCUAAGCUUUCCAGCGCCAUACACUGCACAUGAGGUCUGUGUCCAAGUUUGCAUUUUUGGAUUGGUUGCAGGGUUUUACAUGUCAUGCCAUACUGUUUAUAAACAUGGCAUGUCUGUGUGCGAUCUGACUUCCUCCUUAUUGCGGUCGGUCACUGUAUAUGUCGUUUUAAAUACCUCUGUCUGCACUUCCAUGUCUGUUUGCUUCUUUUAGAAUCGUCUGGACAUCAAGAACGGCUGCAUUCUGCGUCUGACCAAGGCACCGGUAAGUCUGCAUCAGCUGGGCUCUCGGCCACGAUAGCUCUUCACCUCAUUCUCCUCACAUUCCUCCUUUCUCCGGAGGCUUCACUCUUUGAGUUUCCCUCUGCAUUGUAUAUAGAAUAAGCUGCAUGCAUGGACAUGGAGAACAUAAGGGCUUAACAGUGAUUUAUGAUGCCCUACAGCCACAUUGAGCUACAUUCAACACAGAAACAUUAUGAUAUAAACCAUCCAUGAUUAUAGAGAAUCAUCUAGUUUGGUGUAUGUGACUGUUUCUGCCUGUGUUGUUGCUGCUCAUGACUGUAGGGUCGCUGUGCAGAGGACCUGUUCAAAGGCAUCCAGAGCUCGGAUGCUGGUGUGCGUUGCGAUUCGCUGAAGGAGCUAGCAAGUGUUUCCACAGAUGUCACAUUUGCUCAGGAGUUCAUCAGCCGGGAUGGACAUCUCGUAUUGGUCAAGAUAGUGGAGGACUCAAAUGAGUUAGUACUCUUUGUGUGUGUCUGUGUAUUUGUGUGUAUGUGUCUUUUUGCAUGCACUUUUUCUCGACUGGUGUGUGGGAAACUGUCCGUCAGACAGAUAUUAGAGGUCUACUCACAUGUUGCAGCACCUGCUGCAGAACUAAAUUUAAAGAAAAAAAGGAAGUUUUGGUAUAUUCAGGGCCACAAAUACUUGACCAAGAAUUUGCAGAAUAGAAGCAGACCUUGAUCUUUUCUUCUUAUUUCACUUUCAAUAGGUAAGUUCAUUUAUUUUUCGCUGCUUUCACAGUGAAAACACCUACUGCAGCCCAGUGAGCUGAAACCCCAGCACUUUGUCAUAUGAUGGAAGUGUUUUAGAUCACACAGGUGUAAAUAUUUACACAUAAAACCAGCAGCUGAGUGACUGGAAGGAUUCCACAACAAGGUGAUCAGAUAAGGUUUUCCCAGAAGGUCAACUUCCCCUGCAGUAGUGCAAAAAAAAAAAACCUACAGCUCAGUGCAAAUUGAUGCAGCAUAAAAACAAACUAUAAAUACUGAAAAAGUGAAGGAUAGGAAUACUCGAUGAAAACAUUCAUAUAUGUGCAGAACAAUGUCAAGUUUGAUAAUUAAAACAAAAUAGACAUGAAGACUUAAGUUGUGUGUGUAAAUGUGCAAUUUUUUUUGUGUUUUGUGUCUUUUAGGAGUAAUGUGAUCAUGACGCACACACUGACAGGCUUCAUGGAGCUGAUGGAUCAUGGGAUAGUUUCCUGGGAGAACCUCUCAUCAGUCUUCAUCAAGAAGGUGCUGUAGCAGCAGCUGAAGCUGCAGCUCUCUGUCAGUCGGAUGUUUUGCUGGAGGUUUAGAUAUUUAAAGACGGCAGCUGCACUGACUCAUCUCUCUGGCCUUCUCUCUUUCCCAUCAUUCUCUCUCUCUCUCUAUCAGAUUGCCAGCUUCGUCAACGCUAAGCCGACUGAUGCAUCGAUACAGCAGGUGUCCUUGGACAUCCUGGAGAGCAUGGUCCAGAGCAGUCACAGCCUCUUCAUGCAAGUUAAACAAGAAAUUACAAUGGAAAGGCUCAUCGCUCAUGUACAGGUGUAAGUAAACACAAGUGGCAACAGUACACAAAUAAUGUAUUCAAGUUGAAGUUCUGAUAUUUGCAAAGAGGAGGACUUUUACUGUCUUCACACAUUGUUUUUUUUUUUUUCAUGUUUCACGUGUCACAUGAAAUAUAUAGAGAAGGGGAAAUACUAUUGGCUAUGGACUAAUAUUCUGAAUCAUUUAAAGGUGCAGUGUGUCGUAAUAAGCAGCAUUUUUCAGAUCAGACUUGGUUAAUUUGAAAAAACGUAUUACUGGGUGUAGGGCUGGGCCAUAUGGCCUCAAAUCAAUAUCACAAUAUAUUGAGCAGUUCACCUCGAUACCGAUAAAUAGAGGAUAACUACUCCACAAGGUGCUCACCCUCUCCCACAUUAACUUUAUCUACUUCAGCCGCUACACUUUUUGAACCGUCCUCCAUCUCCUCACCUGUCUUUCCCUCUUUGUUACGGACUGGAUGGGGUGGAGUCACGUCUCUGAUGUAGGACAGCGUCUUAAAGGGACAUUAGAUCACAGCCUACCUACACACAUCCAAACCAACUUUUAUUUAUUUUUUGACACCGAAUAUAACCAUAUGAAUAAAAUGACGUCGGUUAUUGUCGUAAAUUUCAGUAUUGGUAAAUUUUCGGUUUAUCGCCUAACCUUAACUGAGGGUAUUAGAGCAUAAUCAACCUUAAAUAAGCAUUUAUAUUUACUUAAGGAACCGGUCCCCUUCAUGGAGCUGCCCUCUUGCACCUCCAUGUUCCUGCUGUAGCUCAAGACAAACAAAUUGUUAAAGAACAUGUACGCCUUUGUAUAAGUCAGUGCCUGUGCAAAAUGCUGCAUGUGAAAUAUGAAGAUAUGGAAGAAGAAAGUGGUUGUUGUCCGCAAAAGAAUUGGUAGUGAUAGCUGAUUCUGUAUGUAAAAUCCUGAUCAUAGGAGAAUCAUACUUAUCAUGCACCACAGGAGCUUCUUGUUCUUGAAGGCAACCGUCACUCCACCAAUAAGAUUGGCGACUGAACUAGAUAUUGUUUAAUAUUUCCAUUUCUGCACACUGUACCUUUAAGUUUGCCUUUUUCCCAAUACUCCUGAGAAACUUCAGGUGCUGGUUGGUUCAGGUGCACCCCACAUACAGAUGAUAGAGCGAUUGUUGGUUUCGCUCCUGGACCAGCCCCUUGCUGCAUGUCAUCUCCGACUCUCUGCUACCCACAUUUUCUGUCUCUCUUCAGCUAUUCUGCCUAAUAAAGGCAAAAAUGCCCAAAAUAUAACUUUAAAAAACUUUGAUUCUUCAUCCUCAUAAAAGCCUGUAUUAAUCAUGUAAUACGUAAACCACAAGAAAGUACAAAUAUUUCUUUAAAAGUAUUCAUUGAAAAGGCGAAAAAGGGCAGAUUUACAACUUAUAAAUUUUUGAGUUAAGUACAAAAAUUCACAGAAGAAUGUUGAAUCUACUCUGUCUGUCUAUUUAAAGUAUCUGUACAAAUUUUCCUCCUCUGGCGGUGACAGAUUUGGACCGACUCUAAAUAGUUUGAAACCUUAAAUGUGCUGAGCCUCUUCUGCUUGAUUUAUUAACAUUUUCUUCUCCGUAUUUCUUCAAUAUUGCUAUUAGAGCUAUAUAAUUGACUCCACAUGAGUUAAAUCACUGUAAAAAAAUCACAGAGGAAGAAUGGCAGUCUCUUCUUUGCAUUUUAUUUCCAUAAACGUAGUUUCCUCCUCUGCAAACACGCAGAGUUUCACUUUGAGGCAGAGAGAGGAGGAAAUAAAGGACAGAUGGAAAAAAAAACCUCUGUAGAGUGUGUGUUCGGGGGGAUGAUAAGUGUUUGUAACAGGAAGUGAAUGAAAUACAAGUACGGACAGAACCGCUGCUUUGUGUCAGCAAGAUUUCACAGUUUGAUCUUAGAGCAUGCAAAACAAAAGGCAGCAGCAUCUCACCUGUUGUCAGACUGUUUUUCAUGAGGAAAGAAACUGUGCGAGUAUUUCAUUUUCUCCUCUCUGUCUCUUUCAGGACGAACCAGCAGAUUCAGACCAAAGCCAUGGCCCUCCUCAUGGCUCUACUACAGACAGCAGGAGACUCAGACAAACAGGUGCUGAUUAUUGGAUAUUUCUCACCAUCGAACACAGUUUUUAGAUACAUUUCCUCCUCUCACAAAACUAUCUAUACACAUGUUCUGCACUGCAGGAAAUGAUGUUGAGAUUGAGAAUAAUCCUUUAUUGUCAUUGUAACCAGUACAACGAAAUCAUCUGAAGCACGGCUCUACUGAACACAUUUGUACAAAGUUAGACCCAUUUUUAAGUUUUAUUGUGAAAGAACAUCCCUUCCUGUUUAUUUGCAUCUAGUGGCUUGUAUUUCGCACAACUUGUGCGUUAAGAGAUUGAGCUUUGAGCUGGAUGACAGACACAAACAGCCAAAUCCUUACACCAUAACUGCGGACCAACUUUUUUAUGAACUUUUUCUGUUAAAAAGUUCACACAAAGAUGAGACAAGAUGUGUAACAGGUAACUGUUUUGAACAUUCACCAUGAGCGGGUGGAUGAGGUGUUGUUGUUCACUUAUUAUUCAUGCUGAUAUAAACAAACAGUCACUAUUAUGCAAGACCUCCACUCCUCCCCCAGCCUCCACCACACCGUCACCCCUUACCUACACCAAACAAAGUAUUUCGAGCUGUGUGACUGUUGCACACAAUCUUCUGCUGUAAGAUGCAUGUGUAAAAGAAUAGUGUUCGAUUGUUAUCGUUUUUUCAACAGCUGUUGCCGUUAAUCAGAGAGCAGGUCGUCUGACAGCCAAAUUAUCAUGCUAACAUCAUGAUGUCGUUUUUUCAGAUUUGAUACGCCGUCAUUAGGAUCGGAAAACAUGUUUUCAUUGAAAAAAGGAGACAAUGUAUCACAGUUUUAUCAGUUUAGUAGUUUGAGUAUUUACAAUAAAUGAAAUGCAAAAGUCAAAGUUAAUUGCAAUAACUCAAAAAAAUAGGAUAUAUUCAAAUAAAGACACUCUUGUACUUAGAAAGCUACCGUGUGAACUGUUGGAUGGCUGGCUGGGUAAUGGUUGAACUUUCACUCUGUUUUGUUUGGUGCAGGUGUAGGAAGCUCAGUCUAGUUAUCAGUUACCCUCAGAGCCAAUGAACAGCUGAAAUAAAACCUGCUUUUUUAUUAUUAUUUAUUUUGUAUUUUAGGACAGCAUGUUGGAAAGAGAUGGAUGUAGAAACUGUUAGUUAUGACCAUUGUACAGUUACACACUUCAUGUUAUUUCCACAAUACUGAACAAUGUAAUCGCACAUCAAACAUUAGUCUGUGAUCCACAUGUCUGGUAUCAACAUAAAAACGCACUACUUAUGUUUCGUAAUGUUUACCACCAAAAUAUAAACCUUAGAGUUUUUUACAGUGUUGUGCAGCCCAGCUGCAGCAUCUGCAGACAUGGUUAAGUUUUCAAAGCAGUGCAGACUGAGGCCUGUGAUUUAACAGCUGAUAGAUAAAUCUCUUUAACUGUUCAGUGAAUCUCAUGACUCUUCCUGCAUGAAAGGGGUUGUUUCUCUUCAGAGUUUCAAAUGUUCAGACAGGCAGGUAUUUUUCGUGGUUUCAGGGUUUUCCUGUACACCCUUGGCUUUCAGACAAUGUUUCCCACAGCUCUGAAUCAGUGAGCUCUGACUCUGAGUCCGCAGAUGUUUUUCAUUUUCUGAUUAGAAGCUUUAUUCAAGCACAUAUUUUAUUUUGUUUUUUUCAAAAGGAAGCCUUUCCUGCAGAUGUAAAGAUACAUUUACUGAGUAUCAGAUGCUCAUCCUGUUGACAGAUACAGAUCAGAGCUUCAUAAAUACUUUGAUACUCACUGUUUAGGGUCCAUGCAGCAAUUUAAAAACUGAAAGUCAGGAAAGUCCCAGUUUGACAUUUGAAGAGCCGAAGAAGUGCCAGCUUAAAAACAAGAUUAUUAAUAAGGGUUUGAAUGACUCUUUGAAUGUUUCUUAACAUCAUAUAAAUGUGAAUCUGGCCCAGAUGGGGAUUCACAGCAAACAUAAAAUGAGUAACAAUGAUCAGUCAGAAAACCUCUAUAACUAAGUAUCAGUUAUACAAGUUAUACAGGUUAUACAGCAAAUUCUCAAUCAGUGCAUUCUUAGUUUUUGCAUGAGCAGUCUGUCAUCGACCAUGUGGGUCAGAAUCCUGCAGACGUUACGUUUGAAGACAGCUGGGAACGACCCGACUCUUUCUGUCUGUCUGUCUGUCUCUUUUUCUCUGCUUCUCCACAGACAGUCGAGUCUUUCUCUCCCUCUGUUCUGUCCCUGCUCCUCUCUCUCAUUGUACGGACACAGUUCCUUUAUUCAGCUCCCAGUCUCUAUUCUCUCAGCCCCUCUUUGUCUCACACACACACACACACACACACACACACACACACACACACACACACACACACACACACACACACACACACACACACACACACACACACUUCCUCACUUUUACAGUAGGUCAACAAAUCCACCCUUCUUCUUAUCAGCAGAUUAGUUCUCGACGAAGCAUGGUUGGGUUAGAGGUGCGUGUACCAGCAAGUGACGAUUUCAUCACACAGGUCAAAGUCCAACGCACCAACCUAUGUCCCGCCCACGUAUCAGUGACUGAUACUGUAACGCCACCCCAUGUUAGAAACAUGUCAUUGCACCUCUGUCAUGUAUUGUAUUUCCACUCACAUUGUCCUCUCCUCUGUUUUCCAGGAUAUGUUUGCGUUCCUGAAUAAGAAGAAUGUCCGUCAGUACAUUUACAAAGUAAACCCUCUUCUUAUUUGCAUCGAUAUAUGUCACCCUGCAUGCUCUUUGAUCAUGUAAAAGAGGCAUGUUGAUAAAACAACUUAUGGGCUGACUGAAAAGACAUUUGUUUCUAUUGCAGAACAUCAUCCACAGUUCUGGUGCAGUCCAGGAUGAGAUGGCUCACUACCUCUAUGUGCUGCAGUCAGUGACCUUAAACCAGCUGGAUCCUCGCAUGAGGACGCCUCUGGACUGUUACAGCCAGGUGAGCAAGCUCCAAGCUCCAGAUGGGCAAAUUUAUGACUUCCAUCCUGAUAAAACACACAAAGUUUAAAACGGUCAAAAUCAAUUUUAUUUUCCCUGGUGAGAAUAAUCCUGAUCAGUUGAAGAAGCAGUGUAUAGAAAUAAGAGUAUCUAGAAAUAUCCAGCACUCAGACUCUAGAUUGAAACAUCCUUGCUCACCCUGGUGAAGAGACGAUACAUAGGGCUCAAAAACAAAACCAUUUUAUAUUCAGGGGAUUAUUCACAAAAUUAAAAAUACUUAUGAAGAGUAAACUCUAUUUCUACCAACUCUGUUCUAUACUCAAUACUGUUUAAUUCUGCAGACUGCACCUGCACAAAAGUAUAUAUAGAAUUAUUGAAAUACAUCAAAACCAGCAGAUAUGGUUGUUCAUAAUCUGCUGAAGUCCCCAUGCUUAUUUGGAUACUGACCUCGUUUGUCGUCAUUUAGGAUUAAUGAAAACUUGAAUGUACUGCAGCUAUCACCUGCACCAAGAACACAAAUAGCACAGUGGUGCUGUUUGUUCUGUAGUGCAGUUUGUGUUGCAUUUAACCCUUUGUGUGUGCUUUGUGAGUAAGAAAGUGUCUUCAUCUGCACCGGUAUAGUGGGAGAACAAGUGAUGCAAUGUUUCUUUGAAUGAGGCCCUCAAAGACAUACUCCCAACCUUGACCUCAAUAAUAACUCCCAACCUUUUACUUUUUAAUUUAAUUUUAAACUCUGCAUCCUCUCCCUCCACUUCAGGACCAGAGGGACAUACUUCACGGUUUGCGACAAGCGGCUUUCGAGACAGAAAGCGAGAACAGUCUGAGCCACGAGAGGCGCCGCUCGCUCUGCACCAAGGAGUUUAAGAAGUUAGGCUUCUCAGUAAGUGAUCGCUUUGACGUGUCAUUCUGCAGCUUUUCUUUGUCACUAUUAUCAGUAUUCCUUAUUCUGGUGUUUUUCAUAAUUACAUUACUUCCAGAAUAACAGCAACCCUGGUCAGGACUUGGUACGGACACCACCUGGUCUUCUAGCUUUGGACACCAUGUAUUAUUUUGCUACCCGUUACCCUGACGCCUACAGCAGGGUGAGCACGAUUUCAUCAGCUGUUCAUUCAGCCAAUUUAAUUCAUGGCACAGUAUAACUAUAACUUGAACUUCAGAUAAUGAUAUAUUAUGAUGCCUGAUAUUAAUGUUACCCAUAUUAUAUUUGAUUGUCUGAUAUUAAAAUGUAGUAAAAUUGAUGAGUAAUUGAUGUAAUGCUCUGAAUCAGAGACUUCAGUUUACAAGAAGCUUGAAUUUGAUGUGUAAAGUCACGUUGUGUGUCUCUGUCUCAGUUUGUCCUGGAGAACAGCAGUAGAGAAGAUAAACAUGAGUGUCCAUUUGCGAGGAGCAGCAUCCAGCUCACACUCAUCCUGUGUGAAAUCCUCCGAAUUGGAGAGCAUCGUAAGUGUCAUCUCUAAACUUUUGAUGCCAUAACCUCAAAACUUCAAGUCAAUCCUGAUUUAAAGCCUAAAGUUGACUUUUUUUCCCCUCAUCAGCCUCAGAGACGGGAUCAGACUACCACCCCAUCUUCUUCAGCCAGGACCGGCUGAUGGAGGAGCUUUUCUGUGUCUGCAUUCAGCUGCUCAACAAGACCUGGAAGGAGAUGAGAGCCACACAGGAGGACUUUGACAAGGUACAGCUUAGUUCAGUAUGACAUGGCAUGGUUUCCAUCUCCAGCUAGAGCUGUUGUACCAUACUGAGUGAUUUUGACACAGACACACAAACCUAACAUUGAAGGAAUCACACAAACUUUAGCAGAUACUUCUUGUAGCACAGGGACCAGCUCAUCGUGUGAGUAUUUAUUAUCAGAUUUUAGUCCCAUCUCAUUACACACCCCAAAUACUCUGAGAGGGUGGACUAAAUCCCACAUUUAUGCAAGAGUCUCUAAAUCUUAUCGAUGGUUAUUGAUGAAAACAUAAUAAAGACCCAGCAAGAGGAAUACUUUUGACAUUUUUAGUUUUUAAUUUGUCUUUUACAAAAGUUCUCUCUUCUCUAAACUUUCCAAAAUCAUGGUUUUGGUCAAUGAUAUAUGUGAAAUGGUCUGAUUGAAACCUCACAUCUGUGACACUGCUCAAGGAUGACAGUUCUGUUGAGAUUUAUUCAUCCAUCUGUUAUCAAUACUGUUUAUCCCAUUUGGGGUUGAGGGAAGUCGAGCCAAUCCCAGUUCUCAUUUGGGAGAACCGAUGGGUGAGGCGCCUUCGAUUACAUCCACAUUUUCUACAGUCAGUUGGGUUUGACAGAUAUAGGUCAUCAUAUACAGUGCUCAGCAUAAAUGAGUACACCCCGUCAGAGUUGUCAGAAAACCUUAAGUUUCCUUUCAAAAUCAACAUUUUCUAUGUCAGACUAUACAACAAAAUACUCCCCAAAUAUAGGCCAUUGAUUGCAUACAAGAUUUUUUAAGUUGCAUACAAAGAAGUAUAUAUAUAUAUUUUUUUUCAAUUUAAAUUCAGGAUGCAAAAAUGAGUACACCCCAAUCAAAGUUCUGGGAGCAAAGCUAAAUUUUAGUUACCAUAUCACCCUUAUUUUUAUCUUAAAGUAAAUGAAAGGUUUUGUUAAACUCAGCUUUGUCAAAACUUUGGAAAUUGUACUUUUGCUCAUCUAGAUAUUGAGUAAUACAUUACUUUUAAUAGGGGCUGUACUGACUUAUGCUGGGCACUUUAUAAAGACUGAUAACCAUUCAUGCUCAUACUUACAUCUUUGGGCAAUUUAGAGUCACUUGUGAGCAUAGCUAGUAUGUCUUUGUAUGACAGAAGGAAGAAGUGAAGAACCUACGUUCUGUAUGCACACUCUACAGAGAAAAGCUGCAAGGUAAACUUCUCUCAUCCUGUUGGAUCUCUUGUUUUAAUGACAAAUAAUUAGAUGUCACAUUGAACAGGACGAGAGGAUUUGAAACAGAUCCGUUUCUUGACAAUUUUGCAAACAAAUCCCUUAAGAAAGGAAAACUUUUCUUUCCCUGCUAGAGUUAGGCUCAUGUGUGAGUCUGACAUUGACCUGCAGCACCAUUAUGAAGUAUCUUAAAUGAUGAAAUAAUGUGUUUUUGGUCACCCUCUGAUGGCAGGAUGAUUGACAGUCAGGUUUUUACAAAGCAAAGUGGACCAUUUGACCAUUUCUGUGAUAAAAAUCAGAUCUUGUUGAUUGGGAAAAGUUGAAAUACAAUGUCUCUGAACUUCGGUGCACCCUGUGCUCAAUGAUUCGAAAAGAGGAAUCAAGCCCACUCUCAGUAAUGUGAACUAUGCAGAAUUUUUAUCCAAAUUAAAAUCUCUUAAAGGGGAAAGCUCUCAGACACACCAAGAGUGAAGCUCAGGGGGAUUUCAUGUAUGAUGUUGUGAUUCAUUCAUGUGCAAACCAUCUUCAACUGGCCCCCCACAGACAGAGCUGACACUCCUCUUAGGAUCACACAGACAAAGUGCAGUUCUUAUAUGAUGGUAAUGGGACCAGCCAGGCCUUCAGCAGCAGGGUCUUGUCUGCGAGAAAUAUUGAGAGUCGCGCCGUCCUGAAAAGUUGAAAGCUGCAGCUUUUGUCCUGAGCCACAUCCAACGGCCCACAACUGCCCGUCAUCAACAGAGAGCUCUCCUGAUACUCAUAAAACUCACUGACCUUCGACCCUUUAGGACAGGGCCAGUGUUCAGAGCGCCAGGCCAGCAGGCCGACCUUUUGUUUCCAUACACGGCCUCCUACCCAGGGUGCUUUGGGGCAAAGACAAAGGAGCAUUAGGCUGACAAUGAGAAACGUGGUGGGCGGCAGAAACAGAGGGAGAAGGAAACCGGGAAAACAAAGCGCUCGGGGCACGAGCAGUAAUUACACAACAAAUGCUGCGGGAACGUAAAACCUCCGGGAACAAUACAGGAGGGGGAAACCGAGAGGGGGAGAGUGGAGGGAGCGCUGAAUCUCAUGAAAAAGAGAAGAGUACUCUGUGAUACACGGGAUAUAGGGUUUGUUUCUUUACACUUUGCAUUUCAGUCAUCAACACAUAUCAACUAAACAAACCACAAAGAACAAACUCAUCUUGAGAAAGGUGAGAUGCUUCAUGACUUUAUGUGAUGAUUUAUUUGACCUCUAAAGAAAAAUUACCUUUUCUAAUCAGCAGAGUAAAAGUCUGUGAUAACUCAGAGUCCCAGAAGAAAAAAUAAAUCCGAGCCAACGCUGAUUCAGGUAUUAGAAAUAAGAGUGAAGCCCCAUCACUGAGUGUAAUCCUGGUUUUACUAGAUUCCAACAUCCUAACAUUUAGUUGAAAAGCAAAAAACUACCCAAAACAAAAAUUGCUAGUGAGUAGGGCCAACCUGGGUUCACGGAUUCUGCGAUUAAUAGUGCUAGAUUGGUUUUGCUGAGAGUGGUUAACAUUAGCAGAGCUAGCUCCACCAGGCUUGGGCUGCAGAUCAAGGUCAACAUGCUCAGUUAGCUCCUUACAUGUCGGUUUUAUAUAUUUUCUCCAUUUCCCAAGUCAAAAUAUGAUAAACUGCUCAUGUGAUGCCACUCUUUAUCUUUCUGUGUUUACAUACAGGUAGUAGAUCAUUAUAGCAUCAUGGAAGUAGCCAAUAACUGGAGCCCCAGUCCCUGUGCAACAACCUCAACACCAUGUUUGAUACACACUUCUGAACUACCGUUACAAAAAUGUUCAUUAUAUAUAUGUUCACAGAUAGAGAUCUCAAAUUCAGACAUCUCUGGUAAUUGCUCAUCUACGACCAGUAAUCAAAAUUGAUCCACAUAGUCCUUUACAAUCCCUGCAAUGAUCAGUGUCCACAAACACACAUGCACAUACACAUUUAACACGUGCACAUGCCGCAGGCUUUUCGGGAACAGAGACAGCUGCCAGUCACUGCUCCUAUUGGCCAGUUCGUCUGAAUGGCACCGGGGCUGGAUGGAGGGGGCGUGCAUGUGUGUGAGAGUAUCAGGGUGUGUGUUUACAAAACAGCCACAUGCCUGCACCUCUGCUGUCAUGUAGGUGAUCUGCAUGUCUCCGCUUCUCACUUUUCACCGCCUGUCAACCCCUCGCUUUCCUCUGAUUGUUAAAGAGGCAGGAAUUUCAAAGUUGGGAUUUAAAUCGUUUACAAAAAAAAAAAAAAAGUCAUCUCAGAGGGAAAAAAAGAUGGAGGUAAGGUUGCUCUCCUGAGUUUUUUAUUGGUUUGAAUGUGGAUUUAUCGGUUUUCUGAUCAUUAGUUGUUUUCUGAUUUUCCAGUAGAGGAUCUUCUCAUUCAGACUGAGUUGUUAAAAAGUUGACAGGACAACAGAGAUGAUUUACAGCUCUAGAGUAAAGAUGACAUAACAGUGUGAAGAGGCUGUCUGAGGCUUGUGUCAUGUGAAAGUUACAGGACAGUGUGAUUAUUUUGGCUCGGGGGGAUUGAGCAGGGAGGCACAGUGAAACUCCGGCUGCUUGUUUUGUGUUUUUGCAUGUUCACACAAACUCGGAUGACACUCUAGGUUUCAUUAUUUGCACCUACAUUGACAGCAGAUGGAAAAACUGUCGUCCUCUGUGCUGUUACAGUCUAAAAUCUCACUCUCCUGAUGAUAAGAAGUGUCGUCAGUCUGUCACGAGCUCAACGGCUCAGAUUCAAAACUCUUGGUUUACUUCUGAGCAGAUUCUUUGCCUUAGCUCACAGUUUUUGUGUCUCAAAGCUUUUUAUUGUCUUGAGAAAAGCCCAGACGGAGCUGGAAUGAGCGGCUCAGAUGACACUUUAGUGAAUGAUUGUUCACAAUCAGUCCAAUUGGGUGUGAAGAGGAAUGAUCUAGGUCAGCAGAGUGUGUCGGGGGAGAGACAGCAGGACAAAUAACGCUGCAGUUGGCUCGGUCUGGUAUAGAUUUUAAUAUAGAUUUUCCACCUUUUACAACUGAAGCACUAAUGCCGAAAGGAGGUAUAGAUUUUACACAGAUACAGGGGUACUGUUUGACCCACUGCCCUGAGCUCUUUGUAAGGGUAGCUGGGGUCACCUCCUGUCCCUCUGUGUGAGCUUCAGUCCAACAACUCAUGCAGAACACAUAAAGGCACACACACAGUCACACAGAACUAUCAUCUGUUGUUAAAAAUGUGUAUUUAACUGAAGUGGACUUGAAUAUGCGGAGAAAGUCAUACCUGCCUGUGGCAGUCAAACUUUACACCUCCUCCUCUUGAGUGUCAGACAAUCUGCCCCCUGCAUGUCUCGCCUUCAGUGAAAUUUCAUUAUCUUAUUUUCAACUGAUAAUUCAGACAACUAUUCACUUUAAAAUUUGAUGAAAUCCAAAUUUCUUCAACUUGAAUUCUCAGUGAGAUGAAGUACGAAAGGAUCAGGAGCACUCAGUUGUUGGACAGAGCACAGAUCAGCUGAUACUAUAAUAAGAUAAAUCUAUUCAAAGCAGUUCUAUAUUUCUCAUUUCUGUGUUGUGAGCAUGUUGCACAGUCUGUCUCAGGCUGUACUGGCCUCUCACUGGAGCUUUACAGGUCAGCUGAUCACACAUAUGGCCUCUGAUAGUAGACAGACCAAAACAAAGAUGGUAGCCUUCAUCCACUUUAGCCAGCUAACCAACAAAACUACAGUGUUUCACAAAAAAGCUCCUAGAUGUCAGAUUAACGCAGCGUUUAUGUCUCGGUCUUACCGUUGUGUUUUUAGAGCUGAUAUUGUAAAAACACUAAAGUAUUCGUCAGCAGGUGGACACCAUGAAUUUUCUUCAGAUGUAUUUUGAGGGAAAAAAAAUAUAUGUGAUAUGUGUAUUUAUGUGAUCCAUUUUUUUUAUUGAAUUUUUCCAUUUCAUUCAAGUAGAACAAAAAGUAAACAAAGAUAUAAUGAAAAUACACAACAGGACAAAACAAACAAACAAACAAUAAAAACAGACAUAAGAAAACAGUUAUGUGUCAGUCUCAUCAGAUAUCCAAAUAUAUAACUCCCUAGUUUUUAAUAUUCAGAUUCUUCAUGUUUGUCUUUUUUCCUUUUUAAUUUAUAACUUUAAUGUAACGUCUCUCAGUGGUUACUGGAAUUAAAGAUAACAGUCAUGGAAGUGUCAGUCUCAUCAGUAAUAGUCUCACCGUGGCUUUUGGACCAACUGUAACACCAAUAUUUCCAUCGGGGAUGGAUGACGUCUCUCUGAAUCUGAUACAAAUGUAGUCAGCUCUUUCUUGACUUGUUUGUCAGGAAAUGUAAAUGUGUUUACUCUGUCUGGUCUGGUUGUGAGGGUGUUGGAUGGAUGUGGCAAGGUUGAUAAUGAUCGGUCUGAUCGAUGUCUGGCCCAUGUCUGAGUUAGAGGGGGAGGGGACGUUAAAAUGCAGCUCAUGUGAUAUGACAGUGCUGAGGAGAGGAGCUCUGAAACUUUGAACUGAUGAUAGACAGAGGAGGGAACUUUUAUGGAGAGACCAGAAGGAACCGGUUGUGACUAAAACACUAAUUGAAAGAAAACUACAGGAGAUAAAACUAAGCAUUUACGCUGGGCGAAUUACCUUUAAAUCUGUGGUACAGGGUUUGGAGGUUGGGUUCGUAUAUUUUUAACACCUCGGUGUAGGAGGCAAAAGUUUGUUUGCUUGUUGGUUGAUUACUUUUGAGACAUGACAAAUGAGACUGCAGACAAUUGAAUUUCCCUUCUGGUCAAAAUAAAGUUAUUCUUAUGUGCUUGGGUAAUACCCUCAUGGAAGCUUAAAUAUAGUCUGCAGAGUGUUACUUUGUGGGAAUGUUGAAUGUUAGCAGUUUCUUUGCGUCACACUAAGUUUUAGGGCUGGGAGGAUACGAUUUUUUGGAUGCCGAUUUGUUUCAAAUUGCAAUUCUACGAUAUUGUCGAUUUUUAGUCUGCAUUUUUAACACCAGUGAAGAGGUUAAAUGAUUAUGAUUGUCUACUGACUAUAUACCAUAUUUGCCCAAAAAAUACACAUCACAUGUUGGUCAGUUUUUAAGAUUUAUUCAAAUAAAAAUCGAUUUAAAAAUUAUAAAACAAAAAAUCACGAUUCUUGCGUGAAUCGAUUUUUUUCUCCCACCCCCACUAAGUUCAUGUUAAAAGUUGUGUGAAAUGAUGGAUGUUGUCAGACUGGAAGGCUUGAUAUAGAUGCUGUCUACUAUCCAACUACAGCUGUAUUUUUGCUGCAGUCUUUUUGUUGUACCAACAGGACUUGAGCAGGUCUCUAAUUUGCAUCCCAUCGCUUCAUAAUUGAGCAUUAAAAUUCUCUGUCAGCUUUAAGAACAUCGUUUCCCUCUGUUCCCAUCUCUCUGUGCUCAGGUGAUGCAGGUGGUGAGGGAGCAGAUCACUAGGACAUUGUCCAGUAAGCCGACCUCCCUGGAGCUCUUCAAGAAUAAAGUCAACGCCUUGAACUACAGCGAGAUCCUCAAACUGAGGCAAACUGAGCGGCUGCACCAAGAAGAGACCCUGGCUCCUCCUGUGCUGUGAGUUCACACAAUAGUCACAUCUUAGAUAAAAACCUUAGUUGAAACAAGAGGCACUUGUACCCUGAUGUUUUCGUUUGUUUCUGUCUGUUUAACCAGUGUCUGCACAAAGUAUGACAGAGAUCAUUACAUCUCUUUAGAGAACAAUCCCCAGAAAUAAGCCCCCUCUGAGAUAGUUGUGAGAAAAACAAGUGAACAUCUCAUCAAAUUGAAUAUUUUCAAGCUUUAGAAAAAUAACACUGCCUGAUCAGCUGAUGUAUUGAUGACUGAAAAAGUUUCCACCCCUAUGGAAACAGAUAACAGGUCACCCAGACUGCACUGUUGAUCGCACUGUUUAUCACUAAACACUGAGUGUAACAAUGUGCUGCUGUCACAUUCAUCCACACAAGUCAGGUUUUUGGCAUUUAUGGUCUAUUUAUACUGUUACUGCUGAUGUAAUCUCCCAUCAUGAUUUGAACAAAGAUUUUUAGGGCAAUACUUGUGCUUUCUGUUAGGGCCGGACGAUAUGGCCUCAAAUCAGUAUCACAAUAUAUUGAGCAGUUCAACAAUGUGUGGACAAUAACUACUCCACAAGCUGCUCACCCCCUCCCACAUUAACUUUGUUUACUUCAGCCGCUACAACUUUUGAAAAAUCCUCCAUCUCCUCACCUGUCUUUCCCUCUUUGUUACGGACUGGAUGGGGUGUAGUCACGUCUCCGACGUAGGACAGUGUCUUAAAGACACAUGAGACCAUAGCCUACCAACACACAACCAAAACCAACUUUUUUUUAUUUAUUUAUUUAUUUAUUUAUUAACACCGUAUACAUUGGCAUUGCAAAUUUCGCAAAUUUCAGUAUCUGUAAAUUUUUGGUUUAUCGCCCAGCCCUACUUUCUGUGUCUUGUAUCAGGUUUCUGUUUAUAUUGAUAUCUUUAUGUUGUUUUGCUUGUGAGAGUAAAACCAUGUCAGCUGAGGAAAUGCAUCUCGAGGCACGUAGUUGAUCAUUCAUGUAUGUUGUUUUUGUCAGUGAGCUCAAAGAGCGUCUAAAGCCGGAGCUGCUCGAGUUGAUCCGACAGCAGCGACUGAACAGGCUGUGUCAGGGAACAAUGUUCAGGCAGAUCAGCAGCCGACGCAGACAGGGUGAGAAAAUAUAGAAUCAUACAUACAAAAACAGAAAAACAAAACACAAUGAGUGCAUAUCCUUUUUUACUCACCACCAUUAUUUUUGUGUCUUCCAUCAGAUAAACUGUGGUACUGCCGCUUGUCACCAAAUCACAAAAUGCUUCACUACGGUGACGCCGAGGAAGACACAGAAAACCCACCAAUUGAGACACUGCAGAAGAAGAGUGAGUCACAGCAGUGAUAUGAAGAUCUUUGAUUUGUUAAUACUGAUAUUGAUCAGGUUCUUGGAUCCUCUCUGUUCAUUACUCUCAUUAUCUCUGCCCUCUUGCCCCCUCAGUUCCUAUAGCAGAUAUCAAAGGCCUGCUGACGGGGAAAGACUGUCCUCACAUGAAGGAGAAUAAAGGCAAACAGAACAAAGUGAGCGGCCCUCCUUCUUUUUCCAGUCUGGUUGUUUUUACUUUAUGAAUGAUACAUCUAACUUUGUGUGUGUGUGUGCUGUAGGAAGUGCUGGACCUUGCAUUUAGCAUCACAUAUGAUGUAGAGGAGUCUAGCUUGAACUUCAUCGCCCCCUCCAGAACUGAUGUGAGUUUCAGCUCAAACUCUGCACUCUUGUCUACAUCAUUAGGUGGCACACAAUGAGAAGUGAACAGUAAUUUUAUCAUCUUGUUUCCCGUCAGUUUUGCCUGUGGACGGAUGGUCUGAGCGUCCUCCUGGGCAGAGAGAUGAGCAGUGAAGCCAUGCGCAGCGAGCUGGAAAUCCUCCUCUCCAUGGAGAUUAAGCUCCGCCUCCUGGAUCUAGAGAACGUUCCCAUCCCUGACAGCGCACCUGUCAUCCCCAAACCACCGAGCAACUACAACUUCUGCUACGACUUCAGCCAGACCGAGCAGUAGAGCGUGUGCACUCACUGGAGUGCAGCCAUGAAGUGUGAAUGUGUAAAUACACUGUGUGUGUGUGUGCGUGCGCGUGUGUGUGUCUGAAAAAAAAGUGUGUGAUUUAUGCACUUGUUCCUGUAACACAGAUUUAUAACUUUAAUAGUGUAUUCUUCUCGGUGGCCUCAUCCUUUAAUCUCAAGUGAAAAUUUGAACAGGGUUGAACCUGUGGAAGUGACUUUAAUCUAGUAUCCAGUUUCCCGGUGUGGAUCGAUGCCAAACGGCCGCUGACUGCACUGAUGUUGCACGAUUUUAGUCCUCAUCUGGGACACACACUCUUUUAGUCUGUCUUUCAACUUCCCCUCAGCUGUGUGGAAACUUCAAGGAGACCUCUUUGCUCAAUCUCACCUAUAGAGUCACUUUGCAUGAUUCCCAAGACUCCUUUGUUAACUUUGACUGGCAUCCACAGACCCCCGUCAUUUCAGCACUGUUCAGCCUCUGCUUGUAACACUUUGUUUUGGCUGCUUUGCUGCUAAUGUAAAGUUGGACACAGCUUGUGGGUGUUACUUUUUACACAGUUUUUAUGUCAUGAAAGUUGUGCCUGUCAACAUCUGAGACCAGCCAUUUUGGCUCCUCAUUACAUGUCAGCUAUUGUUAAAUCACCUGUUGUUAUAAUAUCACUUAAAACGUGUGGCCCCGGCCUUCAUGGAAGGUGUUUUUUUGUUGGUGGGACAGCUCAAGGUUCAAGUAACAGCUGAGAUACAAGUCCAGCUUUAACUGGCCUUUGUUUACAAAGGAGUCAACAGUACAAACAGCUACGUUGUGGCUGUGGCGAAACUACCCAUUGUUUUCUGGAGAAAGGGCAAGGGAUGGAAUGGACUGUCAGAGUGAGGGGAAAUUGAAAAGGUUGACAUGUCCUUCAACAUUAAGUAGGGUGACCAUAUUCUGAAUUCCUAAAAAGAGGACACCACUACGCAGGGCGGAGUCACAGAGUUGGGGGUAGUGCAUUUUGAAAGUUUUUCGGAUUGGGUCGGCUCGAGUGUUUGUUACGCGCUUCUAACUCAGUUAGUCCACGUGACACAAACUCAAAACUUCCAUAAAAACCCUGAACAUUUAAAGGAUUUUAGGAUUUUACUCCCCCGAACAGGCCGGACAGCUCCCCCCUAAGAGGACAUGUCCGGAUAAAAGAGGACAUGUAGUCAACCUACAUUAAGUUAGCAGUACAGCAGAGCCUGCUAACAGGUCUAGUCUCCAACACAAGGGAUUACACCAACAUCUGAACAUCUAACACUGUAACAUUAUAUGUGUGUGUAUGAAAACACAGAGCAGUAAAAUCGGUCUCCUUUCAAUGCAGCUACUUUAACACUCGGACAUAUGAGUUUAUUCUGACACGAUACAGUCACUGACUUGACUUGUGGUACUUUAUUUUGUUUGUAAUCAUUUUAUAUUUUUAAAAAUAUCUAAAACUAUGUUUAAAACAUGGAUUAUUCUUGUUUGUGUAUUUUAUUUUCUGUUGCUUUUCUAAGGCUUAUAGUAGAGCCCAGAGCUUCAUGGGGAUGUGGCACAUACAACACAUGAAAGGCUAUGAUUUAGUUUUUGGACACAAAUAAGCUGAUAUAAAAACAGGUAGCAGGUUAAAGGUACAGUGUGGAGUAUUUGGCAGACUUAGUGAAAAUAGAAUAAAAUAUUCACGUGUUUCGUGAUACAAGUCUACACAUACAUAGAGGUACUCACUUUUGUACGGAUCCCUCAUCGUGAUUACUGAAGAUCAGGAAACUCAACAGUUUUGUUUCUCGGCACCACACUGACUUCCUCUUUAUUUUUGAACAGAAGGCUAAUGAGCGUGUCCCAUGAUGAGGUUUGAGGAUGCACAAAAAGAAAAAAAAAAGAAACGUGUGGCUCUGUGCAAUCACUGAUCUUGCAUUAAAUCCUGACCUAAUGUAUAAACUGACCAAUUUCACUCCAGGUACUUGUUUUUAUUAUGAUUAAGCACUCAGCGGUGACACUCGUCGGAGUGUUUUCUGCUUUUUCUCUGGUAGCGGGUUCUUUCAUUUCAGCAUGGUCACGGCUGUCCCUGCAUUUCUGACAUGUGAGAAAACUCACUUUGAUUUGUUACCUUUGGGCGACUUCACAUGAAUAAACAUGAAAACAAAUGAA
Messenger RNA from Xyrichtys novacula (pearly razorfish), 31726 nucleotides. The record is from the annotation of a GenBank genome assembly. Lineage: Eukaryota; Metazoa; Chordata; Actinopteri; Labriformes; Labridae.